UCUAGUAUCAACUUAAAACACACAAAAAUCAUAAAAAGCACUCAGAAAACAGACUCUAAUGAUACAGAAUAAGCCAAAAACAAGCACAUCAGGGCCAUGCAAACAGGCACUCAUCACCACAAGCUUUCCAAUAAUUGGAAAACAAGGCGUGGUGGCUUUCAAGGCUUCAGUUGCCCCUAUACAAAGAAUUCAAAUGAUCCAUGUCCAUAAGAGACCAUUCUUCUUGGUAACAUGUCUACAAUUUCAAAACAGAGUUUCGUUAUCAUCAAUAUAGCAAUUACAAACAAUGAUACAAAAUCGUUUGAAGUUCAUAUUCUCACCUGUUCCUUGAAGAUGAAAGCUAGUUUCAGUUUCUGCCUCAGGAAGAGAAACUUGAUCCGUUUCAGAGUGACAAAAUGGCGAGAUUGAUACCCCAUGCAUUCCACAGGUUUUUCUGUCAAGAAAGAAAGUGUGCCUUCUUCACUAAUGACUCAAGUCAACUAUCAAUCUGGACUAUAUUACUUUUUCAUGCUUAUUCUCGUUCAUAUUUGCAUUGGUGUUCACAUCAGCAUCGGAAAAUUAUCAGCAUGCAACGCAAUCCAAAACGUUUAUUAAGAGGCACAAAAGUGAAAUCAAAUCCUGUUCUGGGUCCUCUUACCAGAGAAUUAUUAAGUAUGACAUGUUAGUAGAUUAACAAAAUCGUGUUUAUAGCAUUGUAGUUAAAGAAACGCGUAUUAGAGGCUUAAUUAAGCAUUUACAAAAAAAAAUUUAAUAAAUAUUCAAUCUUGCAUCCUCCCAUCCUUUAUUUAAAUCAAUAUGUAUAUAUAUAUAUAUUCCAUUUUCUGUUAAGUUUUCUUGUAUUUUUUGGGUAAAAUUUUAAGAUCUGUUUUUGUAUUUUUUUGGGGCAAAGGUUAACCUAGCCUCUUUUACCUAUUAAAAAUAGAGUGAGGGAGGAAAAAAGAAAAGCCGUCACAAUCAUGCCUUCCUUGAAACUUGAAAAGAUGACAAUGAUCUCUGAUCUUCCACAGGAUUUGGUAGAGAAUGUACUAUCGAGGGUUCCCCUGAUGACAUCUAUGAGAAAGGUGCGCUCUACAUGCAAACGGUGGAACGCUUUAUCUAGGGAUCCCGACUUUGCAAAACGCUUUGUUAAAGGGUUGUCAACGCUGAUAAUCAUGAGGUCUGAGUUUAGGCUUUGGUUAAUGAGAGUCGAUUUCCAAGGUAGCCUCAACAAUAAGUACGACUUGGACGUUGCUCCAUAUGUUAAAGAAGGUAAGCUUACUAGCCUAAACAAUUCAGAUCCCGAGAUAUCAAAAGUUUUUCACUGCAACGGGUUACUCUUAUGCUCGACCAAAGACAAUCGUAGGCUCGUUGUUUGGAACCCGUACUUGGGACAAACUAGGCGGAUCAAACCCAGGAUAGCUUUCCACAAACGCGACCUCUAUGCUCUCGGUUAUGACGUAAACAAGAACCAAAAAAUAUUGAGGUUUUUGGAUGAUAACACGACAUUUAGAAACCCCUAUUUUAUAUAUGAGAUAUACGAUUUAAAGUCUAGCUCAUGGAGGGUUCUUGAUGUCAAUGCUGACUGGGAGAUAGAUUAUUAUCAUCGUGGAUUGUCUUUGAAGGGAAGUGCUUACUUUUUUGCUAAAGAAAAAAUGGAAUGGGACGGAGAAGAAGAAAUAGAUGUAACAGACCAAGAGACAUUUCUGCUUUGUUUUGAUUUUACAAGAGAGAGAUUUGGACCGCGUCUGCCUCUGCCGUUUCACUCUCAUGCUGAAGAAACUGUGGCCCUCUCUAGUGUUAGAGAAGAGCAGCUUGCAGUGUUAUAUCAGGGGGAUUCAUCGUGUCUAGUAGAGAUAUGGGUUACAAAUAGAAUUGAGCCUAAUGCAGUGUCAUGGAGCAAGUUGUUUUUAUCAGUGGAUAUUGAAACACUCUUUGGUCCCCAUCUGUUUCAUUUUGCCGGUGGGAGUUUCAUCAUUGACGAGGAACAAAAACUCGCAGUGAUUUUUGAUAAAGACGAAGAAGAAAUGUACAAUAAAGCUUACCUAAUUGGGGAGAAUGGAUGCUACAAAACAUUGGAUCUCCAAGAGGAUACAUACCACCGAGCAGAAACUGGAGAAUUCACUAGUAUGCCACUCGUGUGCUCUUAUUUUCCUACAUCGGUGAAGAUCCAGCAACGUGCAAGACGAGGCAAAAGGAAAGAACGAGAUUAUUAGAAUCAUUUGGUUUUAUUGGGUCAUCUCCUUUAAACAAGAUUAAGUUGUUUCUGUUUGAUUAAUAAAACAGUUUUUGCUGAAUAAUAAUUCUUAGUUAGUCUUUUAUUGU
This is a messenger RNA of Brassica napus (rape), 2301 nucleotides long. Its product is annotated as F-box/kelch-repeat protein At3g16740-like. Gene Ontology annotation, molecular function: protein binding. The transcript has a single exon. Bases 957 to 2192 code for a protein of 411 amino acids. NCBI's taxonomy places the organism in Eukaryota, Viridiplantae, Streptophyta, Magnoliopsida, Brassicales, Brassicaceae. The record is from RefSeq and is a predicted model, not a curated record.